GUUGUGAUAAACUUAUUAAAUAGUUUUUAAUUUGUUUGUGGUUCUAUCAUGUCUGCCUUUGAAGAAGACGAUGCCUUAGAUGAAGAACUGAUGCGUGCUUUUGCGUCUUACGAAGAUGAAAACCCUGAUCAUAUUCAAUCUGUUGAGAGCAAUUCUCUCUCUCAAAACCAAAAUGAGCCUCCAAGUUUUGAAUCCGACGACGAACCAUUGAUAGAGCUCAAUGAAAAUACGCCUUCGCACAAAGCUACGACCAGUCCUAGAGACCAGCCGGCGAGCUCAAAACCAGAUCUAGCGAAGCAAAAAUUGGAGGAGAAAAAAGCAAGGGUUCUGGCUAACAUUCGUAAGCAGGAGAGCCAAGGUUCCUCACAGUUCUCGGAUAAGUUCUCAGGACCGAAGUAUUACGACGUGCAUUCACAUUUCACUCUUGGAAACCCAAAAAUCCCCCAAGAUGAACUGAAAGUGAAGAUGAGCGGCAAACAGAACAUUAGGCUGAGUGCACUCAAGGACAAAAUCAGGAGCCAUGCUUUAUCCGAUAUCAACUAUGUGGUGUUUGGUGUCAUAUCUAAAAGGUACCAGCCGAAGCAAGGGAACAAUGGCAGGUCCUGGUGCACUUUCCUAGUGUCUGAUCUCCAGUACUGCUCUCUAAGACUGACUGUGUUCCAUGGAGACCACGUGCAUCUCUACAGGGAGGGAGAAGGAGUAGUCGUUGGUGUAUUGAAUCCGAAUGUGAAGCUCGAAGAUGAACCAGUUCUAAGUGUUAGUGACCCCAGAUGUAUCCUGGUGUUGGGAAGGUGUCUGGAGUAUGGCAUAUGCCAAGCCACCACUCAGAAAACGGGCCAGAGGUGUCAGAUGCCAAUCAACAGGAAGAUGGGAGACUUCUGCGAGUUCCAUAUCACCAAGGCAUACAGACAGUCGAAGUCGAGAAGAAGUCAACUUCAGGCUGCAGUUCCAGUUGAGCCCCAGAAGGAGCGAGAGAGGAGGGCGAAGAUGAUAGAGAGCAACCAGAACAAGUUCCUCAUCUACAAUGGCAAACAGCGCCUCUACGAGAACAAUCCCCACCAGAACAUCAAUAGCAGAUCAACCAAAACCAGAGCCACUAUGUCCCCCUAUACUGUGUCAGUCAAUCAAAAUCCAGGUCAAAGGUCAUCUGGCUCAGUGGCGAGCGGUAUCCAGACUGCAGCAAGAGAUCUAGAUAUAAGUCAAGAGAAUUCAAAUUUAUUAAACCCCGAAGGCCCAAGCGUAUCUUUCGAAGAUCUUCUGAAAAGACCCACGCUCGGUGCUUUGAAUUUGAAACGCAGUCAAGUGGAAGGAGAUACUGAAAGUGCAAUAGCCCCUUGGUCUGUCAAAAAGCGGCCUGCUCCUGAAUCUGUUUCAGCCAGAGAUCUGAUCAACCAGCACAAGGUUAAAGUCAAGAGCCAAUCGGAACCCCCCAAGGUCAAAGACAUUGUAAUUGAUUUGGGAGGUCAGUCGGCAUCCAACAACAAAAACUUAUCAGCGAGGCCAAGAAACGAUGUUUUGCACACUCCUAGUGAUUCUGUGAAAAAAGUAUCGAAAGUGUUGACUUUGAGUGAGUUGAAAAGGAUGAAAGCAGUGGCUAAAGUGUCAUCGCCGCUUUCGAGUCAUUCGGCGUCGACUAGCAGAAGAAAAGAGGAAAUAAUGAAGCUAGUGAAUGCCAAUCGGAUGCAAAGUGAUGAACAGAAAUUGAAUUGUGAAGACAAUGGUCGCGUUAGCAGUUUGGAAGAGUGCAUGAUGCCGAAGAGCAAAAAGCAGAAAACCAGCAAUAGUCGGUCUGAAAAAGAGAAUUUGAUUGAAAGCGUGUUGAAAUUGAAGUCGAAGUUCUCUACCCAGUUGGACAGUGAAGAGAGGGAACACGAGGAGAAGUACUUCAAUGUGAGGGAGAAGAAGGAACAGAUUGAGGAGAGACUAGCAAGUACAAAGGAGAUGAAAGUCAGGGCAGUCACAUGCAGACAAUGCUGCUAUGUAGCACCUAGUCUGGCUAUGAAGUGCAAAGUGGAGAACCACAAACACACGUGGAGCGAAGAGACUAAGAGAUUCUUCAAGUGUUCCGACUGCAAAACCCGAACAAUUUCGUACCGCAAAUACCCCACCCAGCCCUGCAGCAAGUGUCAGGGCAGAAGAUUCGACCGGACUGCGAUGAUAGACCAAAGCACCUCUCUGCCUAUACAUAACAUUGAGUAUUUCAAGAUCGCCGACUCGGAAGAUUUCUCAAACUGCAGUAGCAGUUCGCUUACACUCUAAGAGUUGAGUAGAUUCGAACUGGAAAUAGAGAUGAUUGCCUUGAAAAAGAAUGU
Messenger RNA from Symsagittifera roscoffensis, 2312 nucleotides. Its product is annotated as protein MCM10 homolog. Gene Ontology annotation, cellular component: nucleus; nuclear replication fork. Gene Ontology annotation, molecular function: DNA replication origin binding; single-stranded DNA binding. The record is from RefSeq and is a predicted model, not a curated record. The transcript is spliced from 8 exons. The coding region runs from base 49 to 2259 and encodes 736 amino acids. Gene Ontology annotation, biological process: DNA replication initiation; DNA replication. Lineage: Eukaryota; Metazoa; Xenacoelomorpha; Acoela; Convolutidae.